AUGGCCCCGCUCAGCCGCCUCUGCCUCUGCCUCGGGCUGCUGCUGCUGCCGCCGCCCGCGGCCCCGGCGCCGCUCCCGGCUCCCAGCACCGACUGGGCCGCCUGCAGGAACCUCUCUCGGGAGCUAUCGCGACAAGUCACGACCCUCAAGGAGCCGUAUCGUGAGACGAACCUGAGCGAGGAGGACCCCAAGAACUGGCCCCCCCGGAUCCGCUGCAGCGAUGCCUGUGACCCCCCGACGCUGGACACCAACAACACGCGCUGCCUGAGGCGGAUCCUCCACGGGCUGCAGCACUACCGGGACCUUUUGGGCUCCGACAUCUUCACCUCUCGCCGCUUGCCGCGGCUGGAAGCAACAUUGGACCAGCUCCUGAGCCUCGUCCAGCAGGAACACGGUCGCCCAUCCCACCAUCCAUUAGUCCCCACCUCAGCCUGGACCCAGCCGCUGCUGCAGCGCCUGGCUCUGCAGAGGCUCCAAUCCUUCACCGCCGUCAUGAGCCGCGUCUUCACCCACAGCGCCGGGCCCCGCUGA
This is a messenger RNA of Colius striatus (speckled mousebird), 531 nucleotides long. It is a transcript of the gene IL23A, whose product is annotated as interleukin 23 subunit alpha. Gene Ontology annotation, molecular function: cytokine activity. The record is from RefSeq and is a predicted model, not a curated record. The transcript is spliced from 4 exons. Gene Ontology annotation, cellular component: interleukin-23 complex; extracellular region. Lineage: Eukaryota; Metazoa; Chordata; Aves; Coliiformes; Coliidae. Bases 1 to 531 code for a protein of 176 amino acids. Gene Ontology annotation, biological process: positive regulation of T cell proliferation; positive regulation of T-helper 17 cell lineage commitment; immune response.